AUGAAGUUCGAGAACAUCAUCUCUGACAUCGGCGGAUUCGGGAAGUUCCAGAAGAUGAUCGUCGCCAUCAGCUUCAUGAGCCGCUUCACGCUGCCUUGCCACUUCCUGCUCAACAACUUCAUCGCCGCCGUCCCUGCGCACCACUGCCGCAUCGCCACUUUAGAUGAUGGAGGUGCCUUCGGGAAUCUGUCCCUGGAAGACAGACUCACCGUCAGCAUCCCACUGGAGGAAGACGGAACUCGGAGUUCGUGUAGGAUGUUUUCCAAGCCACAAUAUCAACUGCUGUUGAACAAGUCGGAUGUCACUCAGGACCCCACCUCGCCCUGUGUUGAUGGAUGGGUAUACGAUAACACGACCUUCAAAUCUACGAUGACAGCCGAGUGGGACUUGGUGUGUGAUAAAAGAAGUAGAACCCGAGCCACGGCAACCAUCUUCUUCAUUGGCGUGAUGUUUGGAGCCUUGGCCUUUGGAAUUCUGAGUGACAGAUUUGGUCGAAGGAUCAUGCUGCUGACAUCCUAUCUUUCUGGAAUGCUGUUUGCUCUCACCAGUGCUUUUGCCACGUCCUUCCUGAUGUUUGCAGUGCUGAGAUUCCUUACCGGCCUUUGCAUGACUGGCAUUGUCAUCGUCUCUGCUGUUCUCUGUGUGGAGUGGGUGGACAUUGAGCACAGGAAGCUGGUUGGACUUAUCGAUAGCUUUUCCUGGACAUUUGGGAGUAUUUGCUUCGUAGCCUUUGCUUACCUUGUGACGGACUGGAGGUGGCUGACCAUCAGUGUCACUUUGCCCGUCAUCUUGGGUAUCAUCUCAUGGAGGUGGAUGCCAGAGUCAGCGCGAUGGCUCAUUGCCAACGGAAAGCUCGAGGAAGCUCACUUGUGCCUCGUAAAAUGUGCCAAAAUGAAUGGAACCGAGACAUUAUUUCAAAGUGUUCAACCUGAGACGCUUUCAUCCAUUGUGGUGACGGAAAAGAAAGGACGAGUGUAUUCCUACCUCGACUUGAUGAGAACACCUAAAAUGAGAAGAUUGUCCUUACGUACUGGUGUACUUUGGUUAAGUGUGGCAAUCGCUUUUUACGGCAUCACCUUCAACAUCAGCGGCUUUGGGCUUAAUGCUUACCUCACUCAACUGCUGUACUCCUCAGCUGAAGUGCCAGGCAAAUUGUCCGUUUACUUCUUACUGGAUAGGAUUGGCAGGAAGCGCACACAGGUGGGAAUGCUGACGAUGCUCACAAUCUCUCUUGGCAUCAAUAUUGUGGUACCAAAAGAAAUGGCUACCAUGAGAACAGUGGUGGCAAUCAUCGGAAAGGUCUUUGCUUCAGGAUCCUUUGCAACUACUGUGCUCUACUGUUCUGAACUGUUUCCGACUGUAGUCAGACAGAACGGGAUGGGCUACAACUCCUCCAUGGCCCGAAUCGGCGUGGCUAUCGCUCCCCUGAUCCUUUUACUUGAUGAAUCGUGGAAGCAGCUCCCCCAGCUCAUCUUGUGCUCCUCUGCUGUGUUGGCGGCAAUCAUAGCAUCAACGCUGAGGGAGACAAGGGCAAAGUGCCUGCCGGAAACUAUUGAGGAUGUUGAAGGGAUGCUAUAG
Molecule: messenger RNA, 1578 nt
Organism: Nerophis lumbriciformis (worm pipefish)
Lineage: Eukaryota; Metazoa; Chordata; Actinopteri; Syngnathiformes; Syngnathidae
Source: RefSeq, a predicted model, not a curated record